AUGUUCCCACCUGCUAAAAGGAGAGGUGCUGAACUAGCUCGCUGGGAAAGAGCUGUUGAUUUCAUCAAUGCCAAUGAAUCGCGCAUUGCCACAGAAACGCGUGUUCUUCGUGGCGGACAAGAAUGCGAUGUUUGGAAGUGGAUUCCAGCGAAACGUUCCGGUUGGCAAGGAUCGGACACACUCUGA
Messenger RNA from Cylicostephanus goldi, 186 nucleotides. The record is from the annotation of a GenBank genome assembly. Lineage: Eukaryota; Metazoa; Nematoda; Chromadorea; Rhabditida; Strongylidae.